Molecule: messenger RNA, 303 nt
Organism: Trametes versicolor FP-101664 SS1
Lineage: Eukaryota; Fungi; Basidiomycota; Agaricomycetes; Polyporales; Polyporaceae
Exons: 2
Source: RefSeq, a predicted model, not a curated record
CCCGAGUCCGAGUACGAGUCCGAGUCCGAGCCCGAGCCCGAGCCCGAGCCCGAGCCCGAGCCCGAGCCCGAGCCUGAGCCCAAGCCGCCCACACCCUUUUUCGCCGAGGAGAGCGCAUCCCCGGACUGGUACGCCGUCAUCAAAGGCCGUAAGGUCGGUGUCUUCGACAACAACUUGGUGGCGGUCGCGUGCACCAACGGUGUCAACGGCUUCGGGAUGAAACAGUACGGUACGCGCGCGGAGGCCAUGAGGGCCUACCUUCAGGCUGAGCAGCUCGGCCUCGUGUUCCAGGUGGAGAAGUAG